Messenger RNA from Ceraceosorus guamensis, 921 nucleotides. RefSeq lists its product as hypothetical. Lineage: Eukaryota; Fungi; Basidiomycota; Exobasidiomycetes; Ceraceosorales; Ceraceosoraceae. The record is from RefSeq and is a predicted model, not a curated record. Bases 168 to 632 code for a protein of 154 amino acids. The transcript is spliced from 2 exons.
AAGACUGCGCACGCGGUCGGCGUCACUCACAUGCCACUGUGCAGCGCUUCACUUCCACGAGUACGUUUCCCAGCAGAUAGUGUCGAGGAUAUCGUUGUUGAAGGAAUCGCCGUCGUCGGGAUUGCCGACGCUACGAAGCAUUUUUGAAAUACAAGGCGGGAUGCGUGAUGGACGUCAACAUUACAGAGCGUCGAGGCGAGACUUCUCGAAAGCAAAGCAAAGCAAAGCAAUCGGCAGUUCAGGUGCAGGGGCAAUACUCACGAGCAAUCGGCCUUUGCCCAUGGCCCAUCUUUGUGCCUACUAGCUUCGUAAUCCUGCCUGAAGAAAGGCUUUGCCUGAGCAUUGAUCUUGGUGCAGGUAGCCGCCCAGAGUGCCCGAGCUGCGGCAAAAUUAGAGGCGCCUCGAUACUUUCCUGGGCAGUAUUCUUCCCCGCGGACAUAGCUGACGGUCAAAGCGUUGAUGGGAUCUCCAUCUUGCAGAGAGGGCUUCCAAGGCUCGACGGGUUCUUCGCCCAUGCCCAUACCAGAAGCCUGAACGAAGAGGCUUUUGGUCGUGAUCGAGACGACCAGGAACAAUACCGAGCGCAAACAAGAGCCUCGCAUGAUGAAAAGCUAACUUUUAAACGCUUCUAGGGACUCGUGCGGCGGAAAGUCAGGUCACCUCGUCCCAAAGGCAACGUCUGCGCAAAUGAAGCAGCGCCAAGCACGGUACUCGAGGCUCACCCUAGUUGAAAAGAAAAUUCUGGAAGCACAAUAAGAGCUGCAGCAGUCUCGAGAAUCGGCUCCUGCGUGUCGGCCAUCGGUAGACACUCAUCAGCGGCAUGCAUCGACAACCUCACAAAUGAGCCAUUGUAACACGGGCCAAGACGGGCCAGACUGACAUUUGGCGGCCGACGAUCGACCGCCACCGCCGCUUCCAAAC